GACUCCCUCUACAACUUCAGGUGGCUGUCUUUGCCACCUAAUUGCCAAUGUCCCACAUUGCCCAGCCCCCUCUCUAGAAAGUCGCCUGUCCCCUGAGACAGAGUUAACGCUAGUCGGGUCCCUGACAGAGAUGAGGGUGACUUCGCUUCUAAGUAGCCUAGCGCUUCCCCGCCCCCACCCCUUUCCUGGAAGCCCGAAGUUGCGGCGUCACUUGCAGGUGUCAGCUGCCCCGCCCCUCCUCCCUCCGCCUUAAAGGGGUCGCGUCUCCCGAGGCCUCACAGGGACGUAGAUAGCACCUCGGCGGGACUCGUGAGGGCUCCGUGACCGCGGUGCGGGAGGUGGGCGUCCGGAUUCUAAUUCUGCCCUUCUGGCGUGGUGUGGCUCUUGGCCUCUGUUUUCUCGGCCUGAGAAGUGGGGACGCCCGGAUUCCUCACUCUAAAGCAGGCGCUCAGGGGGCAUUUUCCAGGCCGGGAAGGGGGCGGGGCCGCAGCCCAGAGGAGACGCUUCACCCACCGGUUUCUCGGACCCCGCCCGCCCCACCCCCACCCCCACCCCCACGAUGACCGCGCACAUCCUCCUGCUGUCGCUCCUCGCCUCCUCCACCCUGGGGGACCCGGACUCCGCGGGCAGGCGGUCCCGGCACCAGGUGUCCCAGCAGCGCGGGCACCUCUGUUCACUGGGCACGUGCCAGACGCACCGCCUGCCAGAGAUCAUAUACUGGCUCCGCUCUGCCUCCAUCAAGGAGCUCUCGGGGAAGGCGGGCCGCAAGCCUCAGGAUCCCCAUAGCUAUGGGCGCCGCCGGCGGCGCGCGGCCAGACUCCUGCCGCGUCUCCAGGACCCCAGCCUGCGGCAAGGAGGCCAGCGCAGUGCCCAGCUCUCUGGGUGAUGUUGGGCACAUCUCUGCUCGUCCCCUGGCUUCAGUCUACCCAUCUGCGUAUCGGGGCCGUGACCCCAAGUUUCUUUUCCCCUAACUCCACCUCCUGGACUCUCCCCAGGCUGCGACUGGGCUGGAUCACGUGCACACCGGACCCAGCAAGGACAAAGAAUAUUAACGUCCAGAGCUGAAUAAAACGAGAGUCCCAUGUUUCAGUCUCUGCUUGUCUGUGCCCAUUCUGGCCUCCCAAUCUGAGCCCGGUCCCUGAGCCCCUCCCCUUUACCCACGCACUUUUCCCCUCACGGAAGUCCCUCUGACUAACUUGAAUCCAAUCUGCUGUAGCACCUCCACGCCAACUUAAUCCCUGCAGCUGCAUCUUCCGUGGGUGGUUUUGGUGGG
This is a messenger RNA of Kogia breviceps (pygmy sperm whale), 1273 nucleotides long. The record is from RefSeq and is a predicted model, not a curated record. NCBI's taxonomy places the organism in Eukaryota, Metazoa, Chordata, Mammalia, Artiodactyla, Physeteridae.